Messenger RNA from Marasmius oreades (fairy-ring Marasmius), 1389 nucleotides. RefSeq lists its product as uncharacterized. Gene Ontology annotation, biological process: mRNA splicing, via spliceosome. Gene Ontology annotation, cellular component: catalytic step 2 spliceosome; nucleus; precatalytic spliceosome. The record is from RefSeq and is a predicted model, not a curated record. NCBI's taxonomy places the organism in Eukaryota, Fungi, Basidiomycota, Agaricomycetes, Agaricales, Marasmiaceae. The transcript is spliced from 6 exons. Bases 1 to 1389 code for a protein of 462 amino acids.
AUGGCCUCGGAGGCGGAUUCAGAAACAGAGAAAAAACCUUUAUCAAAGAAGAAACAACGCAAGAUGAACCGUUUGACCGUUGCCGAACUCAAGCAACUCGUCAAGAAACCAGAAGUCGUUGAGUGGACCGAUGUCACUGCUGCAGAUCCACGUCUCCUUUUACAUCUCAAAAGCUAUCGAAACACAGUCCCCAUACCAAUACAUUGGAGCGCUAAACGUGACUAUCUUCAAGGGAAACGUGGGAUCGAAAAGCCACCUUUCCAGUUACCGUCUUACAUUGCCGAUACUGGAAUUGCCACGAUGCGGGACGCGGUGAAAGAAAAGGAAGCCAACAUGUCACUCAAAGCUAAAACUAGAGAGCGUGUCCAGCCCAAGAUGGGAAAAGUGGACAUCGACUACCAGAAACUCCAUGACGCAUUCUUCAAAUUCCAGACAAAACCACCUGUAACAGGCUUCGGGGAAAUGUAUUACGAGGGCAAGGAGUUUGAGACCUCCUUAAAGGAAAAACGGCCCGGAGAUCUCUCACCGGAACUCGUCGAAGCUUUGUCCAUACCGCCACUCGCUCCACCCCCGUGGUUAAUUAGCAUGCAACGUUUUGGACCUCCUCCAAGCUAUCCGACAUUACGGAUACCGGGUCUCAACUCGCCUAUACCCGAGGGAGCCCAGUGGGGCUUCCAUCCUGGCGGCUGGGGAAAACCUCCUCUCGAUGAGUAUAACCGGCCUUUAUACGGCGACGUUUUUGGCGUCCUGCCAAAAGCAGGAGAUGGAGAAAUGGGCGAACCCAUAGACAAGGAACUUUGGGGCGAGCUUGAACCCGAGGAGGAGGAAGAAGAGUCGGAAAGCGAGGAAGAAUCUGAAGAGGAAGAGGUCGAACCUGCACCGAUCGAUGGCGUUCAAACUCCUUCUGGACUCGAAACACCCUCUGGGAUGGCUAGUGUGGUCUCAACUAUUGCUGGCGGGCUGGAAACCCCCGACUUUUUGGAACUCAGGAAGAAUACUGCUCGAGCACCUUCAGAGGCUGUUGAGUCGAAUGGUCCCCGAUCAUUGUAUCAAGUUGUACCCGAGAAGCAAACCUCGGUUCGAGGUUUGAUGGGAAGUGAACGCGGCUACGACGUCUCUGCAGUCGCGAGUGCUCCUAUACCGGUUCUUGGCGAUGACCGUGGCACUAAACGUAAGAACAGUGUGGACGUUUCCAUCGACGCUGAACAGCUGGAAGGCAUGUCGGAAGAAGACCUCCGGAGGAAAUAUGACGCCAACUCCCGAAAUACUGUAAACGUUCCUGGUUCCAAGGAGGACUUUUCUGAUAUGGUUGCGGAGAACACAAAAAAGAGGCUAAAGAUGGAGAAAGAGAGGGGGCGUGAUAAGAAGACGAAAGAAUUCAAAUUCUAG